ACAACGAGAAGAGAAGAAAGGGAGAGAGGUGUUCUGUUUGAGAGUGUGAGGAGGGGCAAGAGGAGUGUUCGUCCAAACGUAAGGAGAGAGUGGACCCCUCUUGAGAGAUUUGCGGACACCCCUUCCUCCGGCAUGGCACUCAUCACAUCUGCCCAAUGGCAGGCCAUGCUGGACGCAGCAGACGAGAACGAUAAACCGUCCUUCCAAAAGCUUUAUGACGACGCCGUGCAGAAGGAAAGGGAGGCAGAGACAGCAGCCAGAGCCACAAGCAUAGCUGCUCAGGUGGCCCUCCUACAGGGCCCGGAAGCCAACGCUGACCGGUUCCAGAAGAGGCUAGCUGCUGCCGUAGCAACCUUGGUUCAACUGCGGAACUUGGAAGACCUUGAGUCCCGUGUAACAACGCUGGAGCAGCGAAACCAAGAACUGCAGGCUGAGAUAAUCAGCCUCAAACAGUCCGAACUGUCUGCCCCCCGCCCUCCUAACCCUCGAUCUGUUGUGGUCCCAGUCUCUCAAUCUAACGCAGUCCUCGUGGCAAGGACAAGUGGAACUGUGUCAAGCGCAGGAACCGGUGCCAGCUCCUUGAGCGGCAGCGCCGGCAGUUAUGCGCUAGUCAUAGUCCCAAAUGCAGGGACAUCAGCCCAAAACGCCGCAGUCCUUACUGGCGUUCAGUACAGCGGUCCCAUGGUGGACAAGCGGGCGGCCACUCUGUCGUCCAAGUACGACGGGAAAGCGGACAUCACCUCUUGGAUUAGUUCCAUGCGGUCGUACUUCGAGGUCAUGCGGACACCGCAAGAGGACCGAAGUAUGAUCAUGGGGACUAAUAUUGAGCCCGCCGUACGGAAUCACAUUGAGCUCCAAGUUGUUGUUGCAGGUUAUGAACGAAUUGACCUGACUGAGUGGCUGAAGGUAACCCCUGUACUCACCCUUGAGGACCUUCUCCUCGCAUGGUACCAAGACAAGCAUGUUGCGCUCAAGGCUAGGCUGAAGCUUGAGGCCCUCAAGGGUCAAACAUGGAGGUCCUCCAUGCAAGCUUUGGAACAGCACUUGACCGGUUUGUUCACUACGGAUCUAGUCAACCUAGAAGCCAAGGACCUCGCCAGGCGGAAGAAGGCGCCUGCUGCAGGUGGGAAACCACAACGCAAGCGGUUUGGAAGCAGCAACCAGCUUGCACUGCAUGAUCAUCGGGAGGCUGAAGAACAGUCCUAUGCGGAUGAUCUGUCUCUGGAUGACGAUCUAGAGCCGGACUCCGAUAUGGGCUGUUCCACAUCAGCCAUUGAGUCUGACGUCAACGAAGAUGAAAAACUGAAUGCUUUUAGAAAGACUGCUUCAAACAAGGGGCCUAACCGUGGUUCAGGACUGUUUUCGACUGCAGGGAAACAAGCAAAGGGCGUAGAGGCGUCCUCAGCACUCCCUACAACAAGGGAAGCUGGAACAUCGGUUGCAAGCCCCUCCGAUGAGUCUGAAUCUGAUCAACAGCCCACUCUUGAAGCCCAGAACGACGCUAAAUCCAAGGCUGCUGCAAUUCAUGUGUUAUUCACAGAGCCUUGGGAGGAGUCUAAGGAAGUUGACUUCCACGCUCACGUAGAACACUGGCUGCAGCUCAAGCAGCAAUGCCGUGUUCAAGGGAGUGUGGAGCUAACCUUCUUUAAACUGCUCUUAACCGCCGAUACAUCCGCGUGCUGAUUGAUAGUGGUUCAACCACUGACUUCUUUUCUUCUAACGGGAUUCGUAAGGCGGGCCUGGGAAUGAAGCAAGUGGAACUGC
Chara braunii is the source of this 1764-nucleotide messenger RNA. Lineage: Eukaryota; Viridiplantae; Streptophyta; Charophyceae; Charales; Characeae. The record is from the annotation of a GenBank genome assembly.